UAACGAACUCGAUAUGUAUUUUAAAACUAACUUUGUACAUACAAAGUUGCAAGUUGAUACAAUAAGUUUUUCAAAAGUUAUCGUGGCGACCAGUGCCGAAUUUACAAAUCUUACCGCUGUGGUGUAUUCGAAUGUCUUAUCAUCGAAUGUGAUUUUUCGGUACAUUACGAGACACCUUUCGUCUUUCAAGUGGACCUAUGUUUCAUUUCAUUUUCACACGCACACACAUAUGUUUUUCCCCUCUUUAUAUAUUUUUGUAUUCACGAAGUUGUGCGUUGCUACGACAAUCGCGCAUGACUUAGAUUCUUAUCUUCCUUCGAGAGAUUUACUUGUUCGUGAUACUACGAUUUCUAAGUUUCAAUUUAUCAAGAAUUUUAUAUCUAAAAUUAUCAGUGUAAUUUCAAUUAAUCCGAAAUUGAUUGUUCAAUAAAAUUAAAUUGUUUAUUUUAUUGAUUUUUGAAAUAUUAAAUAAAUUCUAUUAUUUGGUUAUUAAUUCUGUGAUUUUCCUUAAAAGAAUUUAAAGCACAUGUUCGUUAAAACAUAACCCCACAUUGGUGACCCUCGAACUUGUGUAUAAAACGCAACCGCAUUGCUGAGUACCCAUGAACGCUGUACUGCGGGAGUGUAAAAUUUAAACUUUUCUUUUUAAAAAUUGUGGUGUCUAUCUAGUGAAUUUUUCCUUGCUCUCUAUUUCAACUCAGUCAUGCCUGAUGAAAUAAAAGUAGAUUCGGAACAGUCUACAACAAUGCAUCAAGAUGAUGGAGUUUCAAAUGCUACUUUGGAGGCUUCAAUUGCAAAUUUACAAGCUAUUUCAAUACGGCCACUCAAAUUUUGGAGUCAUGCACCAGCACUUUGGUUUAAACAAAUGGAAAAUAUGUUUUAUUUGGCAAGUAUAACUACAGAAGUUACUAAAUAUAGACAUGUAAUAAGCAAUUUAGACUGGGAACAAUUAAAAGAAAUUCAAGAUAUUAUAGAUCGUGAUGUACAAACUAUUGAAGCACCUUAUAAAUUAGUUAAAGAACAUUUAAUUAGCCGUUUAUCUAAUUCGCAGAAUUUUGAUAUUAAACAAAUGCUUGAACGAGAACAAUUAGGUGAUAGAAAACCAUCUCAACUUCUUAGAGAGUUACAGCGUUUGGGUCACAAGAAGGUCACAGAUGAAUUCAUUCGUACCAUUUGGACUAGCCGACUUCCCGAUCAACUUCAACCUGUUUUGGCAACGCAACCGCCCGACACGACCUUGGAAAAACUCGGAGUACUGGCAGAUACGGUAUUUGAUUUAGUACCACAACAGCAAUUUUCUCAAAUUAACGCUACAACCUCAGGAAUUUCCUAGUCUAACUCGACCUGAUGGUAUUUGCAAGGAGGUUAAACACAAAACUACUCAUCAUAUCGUCACGAAAUCAGGACCUCCUAUUUCCUGUAAGGCGAGAAGGUUGGCACCAGAUAAGUUCAAAAUCGCAAAACAUGAAUUCGAGACUAUGGUUAAAAUGGGAAUUGCUAGGCGUUCUAAAAGUAAAUUUGCUUCGCCUCUUCAUCUUGUUCCUAAAAAGGACGGAGGUUGGAGACCUUGCGGAGAUUAUAGAGGUGUUAACAAUAUCACGGAACCCGAUAAUUAUCCUCCUAGAAAUCUUCAAGAUUUUUCCGCUAAUCUUGCUGGUAAAAUAAUAUUUUCUAAAAUCCGAAUAUUAUUAGUAAUAAACUUUCGUUACUGCCUACGAAUUCUUGUAAAGAAUUUACUACGACUCGAUCAGGACGUAAAGUUCGGUUUCCUGAUCGAUUGACAUUUUCAUAACUUAUAUCAAGUUAUUGGGAAGGGAGUAAUGUGGUGUAUUCGAAUGUCUUAUCAUCGAAUGUGAUUUUUCGGUACAUUACGAGACACCUUUCGUCUUUCAAGUGGACCUAUGUUUCAUUUCAUUUUCACACGCACACACAUAUGUUUUUCCCCUCUUUAUAUAUUUUUGUAUUCACGAAGUUGUGCGUUGCUACGACAAUCGCGCAUGACUUAGAUUCUUAUCUUCCUUCGAGAGAUUUACUUGUUCGUGAUACUACGAUUUCUAAGUUUCAAUUUAUCAAGAAUUUUAUAUCUAAAAUUAUCAGUGUAAUUUCAAUUAAUCCGAAAUUGAUUGUUCAAUAAAAUUAAAUUGUUUAUUUUAUUGAUUUUUGAAAUAUUAAA
Messenger RNA from Leptopilina heterotoma, 2173 nucleotides. RefSeq lists its product as uncharacterized. NCBI's taxonomy places the organism in Eukaryota, Metazoa, Arthropoda, Insecta, Hymenoptera, Figitidae. The coding region runs from base 704 to 1333 and encodes 209 amino acids. The record is from RefSeq and is a predicted model, not a curated record. The transcript has 2 exons.